Messenger RNA from Drosophila elegans, 1178 nucleotides. It is a transcript of the gene IPIP, whose product is annotated as sesquipedalian-1. The coding region runs from base 124 to 1050 and encodes 308 amino acids. The transcript has 4 exons. Gene Ontology annotation, biological process: endosome organization; retrograde transport, endosome to Golgi; receptor recycling. The record is from RefSeq and is a predicted model, not a curated record. Gene Ontology annotation, cellular component: trans-Golgi network; recycling endosome; early endosome. Lineage: Eukaryota; Metazoa; Arthropoda; Insecta; Diptera; Drosophilidae.
GUGUGGCAGCACUGCUCUACAGCUGUUUGCUAUUCAGCUUUUUACUUGCUCAUCGCAAGAGUAAACUAAAGGAGCACACAGGCGACUAUAUUUACUUCGAAUGCAGCCAAAGUCAGUCCGACCAUGAAAAUCAACGAGAAGAACCUGUACGUCUUCGCGAGGACGCCGCCUUUCGACAUGGAAGGCUUCCUCAACAAACGGGGGGAGGUGAACAAGGCUUUUCAGCGACGCUACUUUGUUCUCAAGGGUAACCUGCUCUUCUACUUCGAGUCACGCUUGGACAGGGAACCCUUAGGGCUUAUUAUUGUCGAGGGCUGCACCAUCGAGUUGUCCAAUGAGGUGGACAACUAUUGCUUUGAGAUCGCCUUCAAUGGAAACCGCACCUACAUACUGUCCGCCGACAACCAGGAGAGUAUGGAGACGUGGAUGAAGGCGCUUACCUGUGCCGGCUACGAGUACAAGCGCAUUAUCAUGGCCGAGCUGAAGCGGGAGCUGAACGAGAUAGAGGACUCCAGAAACAAAAGGCUCGGUAACGCCAUUGACGGACCGCAAACGGCCUCGGACGAAGCCAAGCCCAGGCCUCCGCCCAGGCGGACAAAUCCUUUUAACAGACCCGCCCCUCCUCCGCCCGACAGUUCCCUGAGAGGUGGGGUGGUCAUGUCACCUCUCCCCUUUAUCAACGGAUACUUCGGUUCCAGCAACGCUCGCCUCCAGCAGGAAAAGCAGAUGGUCAGGCAAGAUGCAAACGGAAACGGAAGUCCGAGUGGAACGCCCAAGGCGCAGCGCCGCCCCACACCUGCUUCUUCCGUCGCUAACAGCGUUUUCUAUCCAGACGCUCGGAAUCCUGGAGCUGCUCCCGUCUCAACAGUAUUAUCGCGCGCAGCCAACAACAACUACAGCAGCAGCACAAUUAGCAAUGCCGAGCGACAGCGACGACGGAUAAGAGCCUUGGAGGACUUCGUUCGCAACCAUGAGCGCUUUCGGCAGGAACUGAUGGCCGACGUGUCCGCCUAUCGUGAGCGCCAGGUACAGCCCCUCAUACAGUUGUGAUGUAGGAGCGGGCUGCUCCAACAACAAGCCAAUUUUAUGUUUAAUCAAAUAUGUUGCUAAAUCAAACAUCGUUUCAAUUUAACUAUGCUUAGUUUAAAAGUUUUUGUUUUAAUAAACGAAAAUUUAGA